UUACUUUUUUCUUCGCUCGGCCCUUUUCCACACGCGCCACCACCUCCCCGCGCCGGCCGCCUUCAUUCACUGAAAGGAGAUCUCAAUACGACUGCGGUAGCUGCUACAGUGAGAAAGUUGAGCUUGAUUUAUGAACUGUGCAAGUCAAUUCAGUCAGCUGCCACAGAAAAAAGGGGAAUAGUUUGACGAGGACAAAAAGGUAUGGGCGGGGUGACGUCAUCGAUCGCGGCUAAGUUUGCCUUCUUCCCUCCGACUCCGCCUUCAUACACGGUCGUGGCCGACGACUCUCGCGGCGGAGCGCUUUGCAUACCGGAGGUUCCGCAGAGGGAAGGCGUCGACGUCUUGAAGCUGAGGACGCGCCGCGGUAACGAUGUGGUCGCGGUGUACAUCACCCACCCCAAGGCCACUGCUACGAUGCUCUAUUCACACGGAAACGCCGCCGAUUUAGGUCAGAUGUAUGAGCUGUUCGUGGAGAUUACCCUCCGCCUUCGCAUCAAUCUGAUGGGGUAUGACUACUCAGGUUAUGGUCAGUCGUCCGGAAAGCCGUCAGAGUGUAACACAUACACAGACAUUGAUGCUGUAUAUAAAUGCCUGAAGGAGAAGUAUGGAGUGAAAGACGAACAGUUAAUACUUUAUGGGCAGUCUGUUGGUAGUGGUCCCACUAUUGAUCUAGCAUCACGGUCACCAAACUUGAGAGGUGUUGUUUUACAUAGCCCGAUAUUAUCUGGUUUAAGAGUAUUGUACCCUGUAAAGCGGACAUAUUGGUUUGAUAUCUACAAGAAUAUUGACAAAAUUGGUGCUAUAGAAUGUCCAGUUCUUGUUAUCCAUGGUACUGCUGAUGAAGUUGUCGAUUGCUCCCAUGGGAAGCAGCUUUGGGAGCUUUGCAAGGUAAAAUAUGAACCUUUAUGGAUAAAUGGAGGUGGGCACUGCAAUCUUGAACUAUAUCCCGAGUUCAUCAAACAUUUAAAAAGGUUUGUUCUGGCUCUUGGGAGAGCAAAGCCAGCUGUGAAUGGUGUGGUAACACCAUCACUUAGUUCAGACAUUAAGCUUACAACAUCAGUUAGUUCAGACAGUAAGCUUACAGCUGGUGAAAGCAGCGGCACAGAGUCAUUUGAUUUGCAACCAGAUGUUCCAGACAUUUCUAGAAAUAGUUUGGAUAGCCGACUUGACAAGUCCAAGAAGACGAGCAAGCCUGAAAAGUCUAGAAUGAGCACAGAUCGUGUCGAAAGAUUCCGGAGAAGAAAAGGGUUGAUCUGGUAGUAGACAUCAGGUUCUGUUCAACCUGAGUUUCUCACUCAGCUGGGAAGGUUUCUGUGAGCUGAUUUAGUAACUUAACUCAAAUCAUAUUUGAUCUGAUCUUGUCAAAAUAAUUUGUUUUAAAUUGUAAAAUUUUGUGUUGAUUAGAUGCGAGCAGUUUACUGUUAUUUUUUAA
Molecule: messenger RNA, 1432 nt
Organism: Salvia hispanica
Lineage: Eukaryota; Viridiplantae; Streptophyta; Magnoliopsida; Lamiales; Lamiaceae
Source: RefSeq, a predicted model, not a curated record